CCCCGUAUAUCUGUUUCGCAUUUACAUCUUCGAUUCUUGUGUGUGUGUGUGUGUCCGACACAUCUUCACCGUCCUGGUAUACAGUGCUGCCCCUUCGAUUCGACGACGAUCGACGCAUUUUUGCGGACCGGCGCUAUCGUUGCUGCUGCUGCUGCUCAGACCUGACUCAUCGCUCGCAGUCUUACUGCCCUCUUCAACGCCGAUAUGACGUAUUUUCUUAAGUGGUACGAGUAUAACAAGCCCGUACCCUACCGCAGCAUCCUCCAGGAGAAAAUCGAGCCUGGCCAGACACUGAUCGUAAAGGGCUCGACCAUCGAUGAGUCGACGAGGUUCACGAUUAAUCUUCACAGCAAAUCAGCUGAUUUUUCUGGAAACGAUGUUCCUUUGCACAUUUCGGUGCGCUUUGAUGAGGGAAAGAUUGUCAUGAACACCUUUUCCAACGGUGAAUGGGGAAAAGAAGAGCGCAAAUCGAAUCCGAUCAAGAAGGGAGACUCAUUCGACAUUCGAAUCCGUGCUCAUGAUGAUCGCUUCCAGAUCAUCAUUGACCAGAAAGAGUUCAAGGACUACGAGCAUCGCCUUCCUCUCACCACCAUUACUCAUCUUUCAAUCGAUGGAGACCUUUACCUCAAUCAUGUUCACUGGGGUGGAAAGUACUAUCCAGUCCCCUACGAAAGCGGAAUUGCUGCCGGUUUCAACGUCGAAAAGACCCUGCUCAUCUUCGGUACCGUCGAGAAGAAGGCCAAACGCUUCAAUGUCAAUCUGCUUAGGCGAAACGGCGACAUUGCACUUCACUUCAAUCCACGAUUUGAUGAGAAGGCCGUGAUCCGAAAUGCUCUUGCCGCUAAUGAAUGGGGAAAUGAGGAAAAGGAGGGAAAGAUGCCAUUCGAGAAAGGAGUCGGCUUUGAUUUAGCCAUCAAGAAUGAGCCGUACGCAUUCCAGAUCUUCGUCAACGGAGAGCGUUUUGCAUCGUUCGCCCAUCGUUCAGAUCCUAACGACAUCACCGGUUUGCAGAUUCAAGGCGACAUCGAACUGACCGGCAUUCAGAUCCAGUAGAGAACGUUUUGCGUACACCGCAUGUGUCUCAGCUUAACGCCCUCAGCGUAUGCUUUGAUCUAUUCCGUGUUUUCGGUCAAUCUGAUAUUCCUUCUCUCCAUUUAUAUUCAUUUUAUUGAAGAAGAAUUUUGUUAAUAUUGAUUAAGCAGCUCUGCACUGUGGUUUUUUAUUCCCGUUCCUAUUUUCUUCUAUGUAAUC
Messenger RNA from Cylicocyclus nassatus, 1251 nucleotides. The record is from the annotation of a GenBank genome assembly. Lineage: Eukaryota; Metazoa; Nematoda; Chromadorea; Rhabditida; Strongylidae.